AUGUCGCGAUCAUUAUCUCAAAAAAUCUACUCCGACGUCUUUGCGCGCUGGCCAAAGCAAGCCCUUCGUCCCGAUCACCAACUCCAAGAUGUCCUAGGUAAAGCCGUAACCGAGCGAUUCCAGAACUAUAAGCCCUCGAUGGAGCGCGAGGAGCUUCUCAAGGCGCGGGCGCUUCAAUUCCUUCUCCAAGACCGAUAUAACGAUCGAUUCAAGCUUAAGGGUAGAUUACUGGAGCCAAAGAGUCAACCAACAUACUUUGCGGAUCUAGUAAGGGAAAUUGACGAAGCGCCGAACAGGUCAUGGUUGGAGAGAUUGGGCAAGCGAUUAACAGGAAUGAUUCGGUUUCAGUAA
Fusarium fujikuroi IMI 58289 is the source of this 351-nucleotide messenger RNA. RefSeq lists its product as uncharacterized. The coding region runs from base 1 to 351 and encodes 116 amino acids. NCBI's taxonomy places the organism in Eukaryota, Fungi, Ascomycota, Sordariomycetes, Hypocreales, Nectriaceae. Gene Ontology annotation, molecular function: ribosome binding. The transcript is spliced from 3 exons. Gene Ontology annotation, biological process: mitochondrial respiratory chain complex III assembly. Gene Ontology annotation, cellular component: mitochondrion; Cbp3p-Cbp6 complex. The record is from RefSeq and is a predicted model, not a curated record.